Mercenaria mercenaria is the source of this 3597-nucleotide messenger RNA. RefSeq names its product L-threonine ammonia-lyase-like. The coding region runs from base 388 to 1671 and encodes 427 amino acids. Gene Ontology annotation, molecular function: threonine deaminase activity; L-serine ammonia-lyase activity. The record is from RefSeq and is a predicted model, not a curated record. NCBI's taxonomy places the organism in Eukaryota, Metazoa, Mollusca, Bivalvia, Venerida, Veneridae. The transcript has 15 exons. Gene Ontology annotation, biological process: L-threonine catabolic process; L-serine catabolic process.
UCUGAUGGCCUUUUGUAUAAAGUUUCUUACAAGAAGUGAUAUUGUAAAUUAUAUUUGUUCACAACAAAAAACAAAAUAUUACGCAUUUAAAGAGGCGUUUAUCAUUUACAGUGUCAUUGUCAUAGGAUUUUUGUUUGUGUCACCCUUACUGAAAGGGCCAACCAAUUUGGCUUAUGAGACACCUACAUACAUUGAACAGCAUUUCUUCCCGAUUCCUAUUUUUUAAUGCCAGGCACCAGGCAGGUAGGCAAUCGGUAACCAUUAUUUAACCAGCUGGCGGCUCACCAACCGGUCUCUCUUCAGUAACAAGACCCGCCUCUGACAAGGCUCGAACCUUCGACCUCCCGAUUGCGGGUCUGUUCUAGAAACAUCAACAUUCAACUAGCCAUGUCAACUGAAGAAGUAGAAGAAGAGAUCGUGGAUAUUUUCUGCGAUUCGGACCACCCAAAAUCGGUAGACUUUGAAAAGGUUAUAAAUGCUCAAGAAGCCAUUGGCGACGCGGUUGUAAAAACACCAUGCCGCCGCUCGCAGUUGUCCGACAUGUACGGAAUGGAAAUCUACACCAAGAAAGAAUUUGUUCAAUACACAGGAAGCUUCAAAGAAAGAGGAGCAAGGAACAGCCUGCUGAACCUGUCUCCGACGCAGAAAAAGAAAGGAGUAGUAGCAGCCAGUGCCGGGAACCAUGCCUUAGCAUUGUCAUAUCAUGGAAAGUGUCUCGGGAUACCAGUGUAUGUUGUCAUGCCAACAAUAGCGCCACUGAUGAAAAUAAAGGCGUGUGAGAAAUUUGGAGCAAACAUCACGAUUUCUGGAGAUAACAUAAUCGAUUCCAAAAAAAUUGCGCUGAAAAAGAGUAAAGAAGGAGGACAGAUGUACAUAAACGGAUACGACCAUCCAGAUAUAAUAGCUGGACAAGGCACGAUUGGCUUGGAGAUUGUAGAACAGGUACCUGACCUUGAUGCAUGCAUUAUUCCUGUUGGUGGUGGCGGAAUGAUAGCUGGAAUCGCUCUCGCUAUUAAAACAAAAUUGCCAAAUGUCAAGAUCAUUGGUGUUGAACCGGAGCAUAGUCCUGGUUUCCAAGCCGCCAUGAAAGCCGGAAAACCAAUAUUUACACCAACCACUCCUACACUUGCAGAUGGUUUGGCUGUUCCAACUGUCGGAGUGAACGCAUUUGAGACUGCACAUAAACUGAUAGAUCAAAUUGUCACUGUAAAUGAGGAGAAUAUGGCACUAGCUAUUCUGAGAUGCAUAGAGGUGGAGAAAGUCGUAGUGGAGGGUGGUGGAGCUGCAGGCUUAGCUGCCAUCAUUCAAGGACUAGUACCUGAAUUAAAGGGCAAAAAGGUUGUGGUAAUUCUGAGUGGAGGUAACAUUGACACAACAGUGCUGGGUCAUGUGAUUGAAAGAGCAUUAGCUACCGACGAACGACUGGUCAGAUUCAGAGUCUCUGUCCGCGACAGACCGGGAGGGAUGGCAGAGCUUACGAAACUUCUUGCUGAUCAGAAUGUCAGCAUCGUGGAUAUUUUCCACGAAAGACCAUGGGAAAAGCAUGAUGUAUUUGCUGCUAUGGUGAAGGUCGUUUGUGAAACACGUGAUGCCAAACACAGCAAAGAGUUACGCAAAGCUCUCGAGGAAAGAUAUCCAAACAAUCUAAAGUGGGGACCGUCAUAUGACUAACUGAAAUAUAUAUUGAGUAACAGGAUGUUAUUGCAUACUUAAUGUCACAGAUGCAUCCAUAAGCCAUAAUUAUCUACCCUUCUACUUACAGGUUCUUAAACUUCUAUAAUAGAAACGGAUAAAACUAACAAAUAGUGAAUUUGAGAAAUGUACAUAAUGUGUGUCAAUCAAAAUUUUAUUCUCAAAUUCAUCUCUGAAUUUUAAUGGUGUAUAACUCAACAGAGUUAGAGGAGGAUGUUUUAGAUUCCUGAACUAUGUCAAUGUGUGUUUUAAAAAUACAGGACAAAAUAUAACCAAUUUUAAUCAUAUUAUCUAAUGACCAUUAUAAAAUAUCAUUGGCUUUGAUGACACCAUAUGGAUACAUGUCUUAUUCAUAUACACAUCAUGAAGUUUCAUUGGAUAUCAACUAAGAAUAAAUUUACCUUUCAGUGUAGAAAAUAUUCAAUUUUUCCGAAAAGUGUGGUAUUAAAAACAAAAUAUUGAAAGGUAAAUAUAUACAUGUAAAAGUUUUUAAAGUGUGCACGCGAACCCUGUCUAAUUACAUGCUAUGUGCAGAAAUGUUUAUAGACAACAUAGACAUAUAAAUGUUAUUAGAUAUUAUGUAUCACCCUUUUAAGCUGAGAAAAAUGAGUAAAUAUGAAGCAUUCUCAAACGUUUUGACCUUCAGGAAUGACCUUGACAUCGGGUUAAUCCAACUGUAACAUACGUCUUGCGCUUUGUCUUCAAGGAAUAAACAUUCUAACCAAGUUCCAUCAAUCUCCUCCGAUGGAUUUGGAUAGAAAAUUAAGGUCCUUACCUUAGGCCCGCGCAAUACAAAUAUGGGUUCAGCACGUCAUCUUGUUGAAAUGGAAAUUUCAACUGGAGUCUUAUAAAUAUUCUUGUUUAUUGAAAUGUUCUUCUAACAGAUGUCUGACAUUUACUGUGCAAGCAAAUAUAAUUUUACUAUUACCGAAUUAUUAUAAAAGAUUAUUAACUAUUACGUACUGUGAUAAAUUUCAUACUUCCUUUAGAUUGGGUGGGAUUGUUUUAUUCUUUGAGACACUUCUAAGCAUCAUUUUGCAUGUUCGGAGAAGACGUUACAAAAAUAGUAUUGGAGAGGAAACCUUUAAAAUUGAAUAUCAUUUUGAUGAAACCGAUAAUACUUUAAAGUUAUUUAUUUGUUUUACACUGUGAAUAGCUGUUGUUUAACCUUUCUUUUGUUUUUAAGUAUUUUUCAUAAAAAUAGUCCUAAUGAGAUAAAUAAGAUUUGCAUAUGUAAUUUCGAAAAGUAAUCAAAACAUGUAUACAAUAUGAAAUAUUAUUACUUUAAUGUCUAUCGAAUAAAAAAGUCACAUAAAGCAUGACACUCUUAGUUGCAGUUACAUAAAUCGUUUCCGAAUUACCAUUGGGGGGAAAAGAUCCUUUGGAAGCAUAGAACGCAACCGAGAAACUUAAUAGCAGACUUGGUUCGUGGGAGGUUAUGAAAUGUGCAACACCCCUCACGCCCAAGCACCGGCUUAAGUGGAAUUUUGUGAAUGUUCUUUAUGAUCCCAAAGGACAAGAACAUGUAACAACACUGAGUCAAAGAAAUGUUCUGUACAAAAAAACGCCAUAAAUUCGACAUUCAUCUCCUAAGUUUAUUACAAGUAAUCCUUUCGCCGUUACAAAAUUGUUUACUAACAGUCACACUCUGAGAUUUCUUGAAAAUCAAAAGAAAUGUUACCACGGAGGACAUUUUUUAAAUGGAAUUUAAAGAUGGAAGUCAAGCUUUGUGUAACAAUUUUAUUCGAUUAAACAUCAAUAAACUGAAACAAGUCAUUUUAUAUGUCGUUAUUAACUUUCAAACUUUCUGAAAAUUGGGGACCAUUUUCUUACACUUCCUUUAUAUAUAUUUUAAUACAUAUAUACCAUGGGUGUUUGUGAACAAAUACAAUGUAAUUAAAGAAA